UAAUCUGUGUGGAAAUCUACGGGUCGAAGAUUAUCUUUGAGUACCUAUCGUGACCCAAAUACUUUUAAUAGAAUAGUUUGGUUGAUUGUUUGCAAAUGAAAAGCCAGAAAAUUACCAGCUCAAGUCAAAGGCACUACCUAUAAUUUUUUACCUCUAAAAUAUACGCGUUUUCAAACAAUUUAGUGUUUUGAGCAUUGUGUGAUAUGAAGAUAGGCUUUAUCUAAAUUUGAUACAAGUGGAGUACCACUCACCAUACAUAUGUCACACUAGACGAUGGGAGACGAAAAGCGUGAUGUCGAAGCCGUCCUAGACCCGGUUCUUAGCCCACCACAUUGGUACGGUGCCCGACACACGCAGAUGGUGUUGCUGUUCCUUCUGCCACUUCUCGCCUACGCAACGCGUGUCAAUAUGUCGGUUGGUAUUGUGGCGAUGACCGAUCCGGAGGCGAGCGAAAAUCCCGACGUUCCCACUUACGAGUGGGAAGACCAAGGUAUCGUCCUCUCGGCGUUUUUCAUGGGAUACUUCGUUACGCAACCGGCGGGUGGUCUCUUGGCGAAAAUCUACGGGCCGAAGUGGAUUAUUGCCGCAUCUAUCACGGCGAACAGCGUGCUGGGAAUUUUGACGCCGGUUGUGGCACCCUUUGGUUCAUGGGCUGUUAGUGUUUGUAGACUGUUGCAGGGUCUUGGACAGGGAUUUAUCUAUCCGUGCAUACAUCAAGCGCUUUCGAAGUGGGCACCUCCUUUGGAAAGGGCACGAUUGGGUACAUUUGUUUAUUGUGGAGGUCAUGCUGGCACAGUAUUCUCAAUGUCCCUCACCGGAUGGAUAUCGAAGACGUGGCUGGGGUGGCCUUGGGCUUUUUACAUUUGCGGCACAGCGGGGCUGGUGUGGACUGUACUGUGGGUGAUUUUAGGAAAAAAUAGCCCCGCUGACCACAAGACCAUUGACCCCCUAGAAAAGAGCUACAUUCAAUUUUCGCUGGGACAAGUACAAAGCGCGUCACCACCAACACCUUGGAAGGCGAUUUUUACAUCCAAGCCCUUCUGGGCCAUCUUGGCGGCUAACGUCGGACAAGGGUGGGGUUUUACAAUUUUACUCACCAACAUUCCAACCUACAUGGGCAACGCUUUAGGUUUUGACAUACAGAAGAACGGUGUCCUUUCGGCUCUUCCGUACCUGGUCCUUUGGAUAUUCUGCCUGAUCUCUGGGUUUGUCAGCGACUUUGUCGUCUCCCGAAACUACGUAACGACCGGAUUGGCGCGGAAAAUCGCAAACACCAUAUCAUUUUGCGUACCCGGCCUAUGCCUAUUGGCCCUAGGAUGGAUUGGUGGGGCCGAAUGGGACACUACCAAUGUAAGUUUGGCGCUCAUUUUCCUGUCGGUUGGGUUUAACGGCAGCUCCACUUGCGGGUAUCAUAUGAACCACAUAGAUUUGUCCCCCGUACAUUCGGGAACUCUUUUGGGUUUGACAAACGGAAUUGGAAACUGUAUCGGUUUCAUCGCCCCGCUUGUACUGCAGGUAAUCGUCACGGAUAAGGAUGACCCACUACAAUGGUCGACGAUUUUUUACAUAUCGUCCGCAAUUUACAUUGUCAGCAAUGCUAUAUACGUCGUAUUUGGUUCUGGAGAACUACAAGCAUGGAAUAAUCUUGAAGUGAGCCGGUGACUGAGAAAGUAGUUGUUUUCAAAUAAAGAUUCUUUAUUAAU
Photinus pyralis (common eastern firefly) is the source of this 1703-nucleotide messenger RNA. RefSeq names its product putative inorganic phosphate cotransporter. Gene Ontology annotation, cellular component: plasma membrane. The record is from RefSeq and is a predicted model, not a curated record. NCBI's taxonomy places the organism in Eukaryota, Metazoa, Arthropoda, Insecta, Coleoptera, Lampyridae. Gene Ontology annotation, biological process: monoatomic anion transport; transmembrane transport. The coding region runs from base 274 to 1662 and encodes 462 amino acids. Gene Ontology annotation, molecular function: transmembrane transporter activity. The transcript is spliced from 7 exons.